Messenger RNA from Epinephelus lanceolatus (giant grouper), 2009 nucleotides. RefSeq names its product bile acid-CoA:amino acid N-acyltransferase-like. Gene Ontology annotation, molecular function: fatty acyl-CoA hydrolase activity. Gene Ontology annotation, biological process: fatty acid metabolic process; acyl-CoA metabolic process. NCBI's taxonomy places the organism in Eukaryota, Metazoa, Chordata, Actinopteri, Perciformes, Serranidae. The record is from RefSeq and is a predicted model, not a curated record.
AUCAAAGAAGAAGAAGACGAAGUUGCGUUCUGUAAGGGUCAUGUUUGCUUUGCAAAUAUUUCCCGUUUUGAUUUACUUCACAUUCCGAGACAUUAAACUCUGUGUCAGCCGUGUGUGUGCACGUUACUCAGCGUGUGUAAACACAACAGUGCGAGUCUGGAGGUGCAAAGUCAGCUGGAUCACUGAAAUCAGGGGAGACAGAAACACCACAAUGGUCAGAGCUCAUGUGUGUACUACAAUACGGCAGCUCAUAGAAACCAAGAUGAUACCAUGCAUCAGUGUACACCGGAGCCUGGCAUGUUUGCAUCGUGCUGUGGGUGGAGUUCGGUGGAAGAGCAGCUUUAGACCAGCCCCUCUAUUGACAGCUGCUCCUGCUCGUGCCCUCGUAGAUGAACCGAUCAGCAUUAAAGGACGUUUCCUGCCCCCACACAGUCCUGUCACAGUGUGUGCACAAAUGCACAGUGAUGAUGGUGAGCUGUGGGAGGCAUUCGCCCAUUGUAACACAAAUUCAGAUGGCACUGUCAACUUGACCAGGGAUCCUUCAAUCGGGGGUUCAUAUUUGGGCUGUGAGCCGAUGGGACUGUUCUGGGGACUGCAGCCGGCUCCUGGUUCAAGAGAAGGUUUAAGGCUGAGAAAGAAAAAUGUAGAGACUCCAUACGUAGUGCUCAUGUCCUUAAUGAAGGGCCACGUUUCACCCAGUGAGAGACAGAGCACCGAGCUGGCUGCUGUAACUACUGAGCGCUGGUACAUGGCACCUGGUGUACAGAGAAAAGAGAUUCGCCAGGAUGGAGUUGUCGGGACGUUGUUUUUACCUCCUGGCCCUGGCCCAUUUCCAGCCAUGCUGGACUUGUGGGGAAUGGGAGGAGGACUGGAGGAGUACCGCUCCGCACUUUUUGCAUCCAGGGGCUAUGCCAGCUUGUCCCUUGCCUACUUCAAUCACAAAGAUUUGCCUGGCCCGCGAAGCCAAAUUAAUGUUGGUGAUCCAUAUUUCAAAUCAGCAUAUCACCUACUUCAAGAUCAUCGUCAGGUCUGUGCCGACAGAAUUGGGAUCAUCGGUCUCUCCUAUGGAGUCUACUUGACUCUUCGAAUGGCCACUCAGAUUGGUGUCAAACCAUCCUGUUUGAUUUGUAUCAGCGGCCCAGUAGGAAGCACCGUCAAGCUCUCAGAUCCAGAUGGCAGGACUGUAGACGUUGAUAGUAACGAGAAAUAUAGGACGUAUAAUGAUGAAGGCUAUGUGAGUUUCAAAGACAUCACCUUGCCUGCAAACCUUAAUCCUAAGGGCAAAGUGAAGUUAGAGCACCUCACCUGUCCAUUGUUGUACAUAGUGGGUGAAGAUGACCAGAACUCUUCAAUCAUAGAGAACGCAGAUGUGAUCGAGGAGACCCUGAAGGCUGCAGGAAAAUCCCAUCUGUUCACCCGUGUGUCGUACCCCGGUGCUGGUCACCUGAUUGAGCCACCUUACACACCACACACAAGAGCUUCCCUGUGGAGUGUCAAACCCAAAAAAAUGUUCACUCUGUGGGGAGGUCACCCUGCACCCCACGCUGCUGCCCAGGAAGAUGCCUGGAAAAAGGUCCUGGAUUUUAUGGAAACUAAUCUGAGACGAUGAAUCUUGACAUUAAAAAUAUCUCAUCACAGAUGUGAUGGAAAAUGCUUCAUGUCUCUGAGUUUUACAUUCAGAGAAGUGAGGGGGGGGAAGACUUUUAAGAUAAAAAGGACCUCCCAGAACUAAUUAAUAUAAACUGAAUCUGAAUGGUGCCUUGCUAUGAACCUUGACUCUGUCGCUCCUCUUACAACCAGAGAAUGCACUUGGAUGAAAUCAGCGCCAUGGUUGUCAGAGGGCACUCAAAUGGGUUUGAGAAAGGCUUGAAUGUUGGUGGUGUAUGAAAAGGAGACUGUUCGCCUUGCCUGGGUCAAGUGUUUUAAGUAGUAUAAAUGUGUAUUCUCAGCUGCUAUGACAACAUGUUUUUCUUACCUGAUUAACAUCAAUAAAAAUAAUCCAGUUUCUG